Molecule: messenger RNA, 1195 nt
Organism: Octopus sinensis (East Asian common octopus)
Lineage: Eukaryota; Metazoa; Mollusca; Cephalopoda; Octopoda; Octopodidae
Product: putative malate dehydrogenase 1B
Exons: 1
Coding region: 170-1180 (336 amino acids)
Biological process (GO): tricarboxylic acid cycle; malate metabolic process; oxaloacetate metabolic process
Molecular function (GO): L-malate dehydrogenase (NAD+) activity
Source: RefSeq, a predicted model, not a curated record
GCUUUGUGAAAUAUGUGAGGCAAAUGGUUGGAAGCAUGAACAAUCACCAAUAAUUUGGAGAGAAUUGGUUGAUCGAGGUGGAAAAGGUGUUUUAAUUGGUGGAUCGAAUGAAUUUGAAGAAUAUGCAUACGGCUACUAUGGCGUUACUAUUGAUUUGGACGGCAAAAGUAUGAAAGUCAUUGCUUAUGAAAAUCAAACCACUAAAAUCGAACUUGAUGAAGAAGAAAGAGAAAGGAUAAGAAACGAAAAAUUCAUUAAAGUGUGCAUAACAAAUGCUAGUAGCCCAGUUUGUUUCAGUUUGGUCGACAGUUUACUCUCAGGGAAAAUAUUUGGUGAAGAGAAAAUUUCAUUGUGUCUUCUGGACUGCGAUCCAGCACAGACAGCUGAAUUGCAAUACAUCGCUGAAAAUAUACAAAACAUGGCUUAUGGACUUCUGUAUUUGAAUGUCUUUGUUACAUCUGACUGUGAAAAAGCUUUUAAAGGAAGUAGAAUUAUUAUCUUUUUGGAUGAGGUAGAAAGGAAAGAAGAGGAAAAAGUACAUCGGUGGACGGAAAGAAACGCUGUUCUUUUUGGGUUUUAUGGGACAACUCUGUUGAAAGUUGCCAAAAGUGACACGUUGCUAUUAGUUGCAGGAAAUAAUUACAUGUGUUUAAAUAUGAGCAUAUUAAAUGAGAUUGUUUCUCACAUUUCAUCCAGAAAUAUUAUUGGUGUUUCAAAAGUAAUUGAAAACCAGGCCAAAUCUGUUUUAGCUGAAAAACUGCCAGCAAGCAGCUGCUCCAUUGAUAACGUUGUUAUAUUGGGAAGUAUCAGCAAUGAUUAUUUGAUAGAAUUGGACAAGACUUUAGUUAGAGAGUUUGAUUGUGCAGUUGUUGGUCCAGCUACAUUCUCUCAGCCAUUAAAUGAUAUUUUUCAUCAACAAAGCUGGCUCAAGAAGGAGUAUGUAAAUGAAGUCAGUUCAAGAAAACACGUCAAUGAAAUGAAUUUACGGCACCCUACCUACCAUCUCAUUGGUCAUGCCAUAACAACAACAUUAAAUUACUGGUGGAAUGGUUUAUCAUCAAAUGCCAUAUUCUCUGCGACUCUUAUAUCCGAUGGUAAGCAAAAUUCUUCCGUAUUUAAUCUUAAUUCAUUUCGGUUGCAGUCAGCGUUAAAUUCUUUAGAAGCGAAAGUUCCAGUUUAGUUCUUUAGAGAGCAU